This is a messenger RNA of Biomphalaria glabrata, 513 nucleotides long. RefSeq lists its product as uncharacterized. Lineage: Eukaryota; Metazoa; Mollusca; Gastropoda; Planorbidae. The record is from RefSeq and is a predicted model, not a curated record. Gene Ontology annotation, molecular function: protein binding. The coding region runs from base 1 to 513 and encodes 170 amino acids. The transcript has a single exon.
AUGUAUAGCAAGGCUUAUGAUAUGUAUAGCAAGGCUUAUGAUAUGUAUAGCAAGUCUUAUGAUAUGUAUAGCAAGGCUUAUGAUAUGUAUACCAAGGCUUAUGAUAUGUAUAGCAAGGCUUAUGAUAUGUAUAGCAAGGCUUAUGAUAUGUAUAGCAAGGCUUAUGAUAUGUAUACCAAGGCUUAUGAUAUGUAUAGCAAGGCUUAUGAUAUGUAUAGCAAGGCUUAUGAUAUGUAUAGCAAGGCUUAUGAUAUGUAUAGCAAGGCUUAUGAUAUGUAUACCAAGGCUUAUGAUAUGUAUACCAAGGCUUAUGAUAUGUAUAGCAAGGCUUAUGAUAUGUAUAGCAAGGCUUAUGAUAUGUAUAGCAAGGCUUAUGAUAUGUAUAGCAAGGCUUAUGAUAUGUAUACCAAGGCUUAUGAUAUGAAUAGCAAGGCUUAUGAUAUGUAUACCAAGGCUUAUGAUAUGUAUAGCAAGGCUUAUGAUUCUUUGUUUUUAUUCGGCUAUUUGAUAUAA